GGGUGGAGUCAUAUAAAAACAAAUUGUUGACAAACCUUGUUUGGUUCGUUGUCAAUAUUUCGUUGAUUCCUUUCUUUGUUUAUCCCAAGUUUGUGUAUUGUUUUUAUUUGUAUAUUAGAACAGUAAUUGUGCAAAUUUAGUGUUUUGUAAUCAUUAUUUCGUACUCGUGCAAUGGCUGAAGCACCCGAGAGUGAGCCUGUUCCAUCGUCUAGCGAAAUCGAGGUUUUGGUCGCUAGCGAUGUAAAGGAAGACGAUGAGGGACCAGCGCCCAAAAAACGGAGGCUCUCUGACAAAGAUUCGUCUGACAAACUGGAGGACAGGCUCGGGGGCAUCCUGUGUUGCGCAGUUUGCCUGGACCUGCCUCAGGCGGCCGUGUAUCAGUGCAGCAACGGGCACCUAAUGUGUGCCCCUUGCUUCACCCACUUGCUCGCCGACUCGAGACUCCGCGAUGAGACGGCCACCUGUCCCAACUGCCGCGUGGAGAUCUCCAAGUCCACGGCGUCCAGGAACUUGGCUGUGGAGAAAACAGUGUCGGAGCUCCCGUCGGAGUGCAAGUUUUGCACCAGAGUGUUCCCCAGGCAUUCGUUGCAGCAUCAUGAGGAGAAGAUAUGUGAGGAGAGGCCAUACAAGUUCUCGCAAGUGGUAGUGGACACGAAGCGUAGUUACGUAGCGAGUUUGGUUCGCAUCGUGUGGCAGGUGUACGCGUUGUUGGCGGCCGCCCUCGUCCCCCGCGCACGCGCAGCCUCCCUCAAGCGGCGCCGCCACACCAGGCUGACGGGUUGCAAGUACGCGUGCAUCGGUUGCGAGUGGCGCGGGCCCGCGCACGAGGCGGCGGGGCACGAGGCGGCGUGCGCGCUGCCGCGGCGCUCCGCCGGCGACGUGCUGGCCGUGCUGGCCGCCGCCGAGCGCCGCGCCGCCGACCGCGCCGCGCCCUACACGCAGCUGUGGGACAUGCUGUCUUACGAGAAGAUCACUUUCACCGACCUGCAAUUGAAGCCAUAUCGCACAGACGAGUCUGUCCACCGCUUGUACUACGAGAGCUCGCGGUUCACGGCGUUCGGCCACCAGUGGGUGGUGAAGGCUUUCAUCAACAACAACCAGGGGGACCCCACGCAGAGUGCUCAGCGGGAGAUCACUUAUCAGCUAAUAAUGAAGAGCAAGAGCGUGUGCCCGCUGUCGGUGCAGUGGGUGUGGCUGCGCGGCCCGUACGGCGAGGCGCGCGUGCGGCCGCGCGUGGCGGCGCACGCGUUCCGCGAGGACGCGGCCGACGCGCCCGCGCUGCCGCUGCCGCUGGCCGACGCGCGCCACGCCGACCGCCUGCUGGCCAGCAAGGCCGUGCACUUCAGGUCACACGAGUUGUUGUCAUCACUACAGGACUCAUAAUGUUUCUGACGUCCAAGUGAUCUACGAACUACAUUCCUGGCGUCUAAUUAUCUAACAAUCGCUUCAACGGGUAGGCCGGGUUAUAUUGACCUGGAAAUAUCAUGAUAAUCUUCUGACAUUUAACACAGAAACCUUUAAUGACAUUUUUUAUGGAAUAGCUAUUUACAGUACACGGUAUAUAAGUUGAACCAAAAUGGCGGCGGUCUGCGCAAACGCCAUACCUCAUCUUAACACCAGUAAAGUCCAUUGUGCAUGUCAAAGCUUACAUUCCGGGAACUGUAUUUGCUAGGAACCUACAAUCUCAGAUGUUUAAAUAUCUAUUAU
This is a messenger RNA of Amyelois transitella, 1707 nucleotides long. Its product is annotated as zinc finger TRAF-type-containing protein 1 homolog. NCBI's taxonomy places the organism in Eukaryota, Metazoa, Arthropoda, Insecta, Lepidoptera, Pyralidae. The record is from RefSeq and is a predicted model, not a curated record. The coding region runs from base 172 to 1383 and encodes 403 amino acids. Gene Ontology annotation, cellular component: nucleus. The transcript is spliced from 7 exons.